UUCCGUAGUCGCAGCUCUCCUCUGCUGUCACUUGACUUGACGAACAUUUAAUUUUAAGAUGUAGACAUUAGUUUGUUUUUAAUAGUAAAUUAAUGAUGUCUUCUAAAGCCACGUCGCGAGGUUUUUAUUUUAACACUGUUUUGUCUCUCGCGCGCUCUCUGGCUGCUCACCGUCCCGCUCCUCUUGACAAGGUCCAGAAGCUUCAAUGCAUGUGUCCCGUGGACAUCCGUGGUGUUUUCCAGCUGGACGAGCGGAGGAGAGAUGCUGUGAUCGCUCUCGGGAUCUUCCUGCUGGAGUCUGGGCUGCAGCACAAGGACGCUAUUGUCCCGUACUUGUUGGGUUUGCUGAAGGGAUUACCCAGGGUGCAAUGGAUCGAGGAGAGCUCAGAGAGAAAAGGGCGAGAAGCGCUUCCCGUUGCGGAGAAUUUCUCCUUCUGUUUGGUGACCACGCUCUCAGACGUUGCUCAGAUGGACGAGUCCAUGCGAAUCCAAAUUUUGGAGGCUGUAACGAACCUCAUGCAGGUGCUACAGAAAAUGUGUCAGAACAUCGAAGGCCAAGAUAAAGAAUACCUGUGUAAAUACACCGUGCCCUGUCUGCUCGGCGUGGUGCGAGCGUUCGGCCGCUACAGCAACACAGAGGAGCCGCUGCUGUCCAAACUCUUCCCACGGGUCAGUCCUCAGCCCUUGGGUGCAGGAGACGGGGCAGAAGUCACCCGACGACGAUCCUUUAACGAUUUCCGCUCCAUCCUACCCAGCUCACUCCUCACCGUCUGCCAGAGCGACACUUUACGCCGUAAAACCAGCAGCGUUUCCAGCAUCUCACAACAGGGCAGUCCAGAACAUGCCGGACUUCCUCCCAGUUCUCCUGCUGACCCUUCUGCUCCUUAUUUUGAAGCGGGCUCGUAUCUUCCUGACGGCAGCGCUGUGGACCCUGACUACUAUUUCUCCACCAUCAGCUCCAGUUUCUCCGUCUCGCCGCUCUUCACGGGCAGCAACAGUAAAGGGUUUGAUGCACCGCUGGAUUUACUGAGGCAGCUUCUGCAGAUGGUCGAGCGGUUUGUGUCAGAAUCCUUUAUGAAGACACUGGAUCAGACUAUGGUUGGGGUUCUGGAGGUCAAUGCAUCAGUUAAUCUCUUCUACAACACAUUCAGUGAUCCGCUGUAUGUGGCCAUCUUUAAAAUGCUGAGGGACACUUUAUACUACAUGAAAGACCUGCAGGUGUCGUUCGUGAAGGAGGUUCAUGACUUCGUUCUGGAGCAGUUCAGCAGCAGUCAGUCUGAGCUGCAGAGGAUCCUGCAUGAUGUGGAGAAUCUGCACAGCGAGCUGAACCCGCUCAAACUGCGCUGUCAGGCCAACGCUGCCUGCGUGGACCUCAUGGUGUGGGCCGUCACCGAGGAGCAGGGUGCAGAAAACCUCUGCACAAAACUAACCGAGAAGCUGCAGUCCAAGACGUCCAGCAAGGUCAUCAUCGCUCACAUGCCUCUGCUCAUCUGCAGCCUACAGGGUCUCGGACGGCUGUGUGAGCGUUUCCCAGUGGUUGCUCAUUCAGUCACCAUGUCUCUAAGAGAUUUCCUAGUGGUGCCUUCACCUGUGCUAGUGAAGCUCUACAAAUACCACAGUCAGUACAACACAGGAACAGGAGAGAUCAAGAUCCAUGUGACCAAUGAGCAUUCCCAGUCCACCUUUAGUUCUCACUCCAGUAAGAAGAGCCAGCCAUCCAUGUAUGAGCAGCUCCGAGACAUUUCCAUCGACAAUAUAUGCAGGUGUUUAAAAGCAGGUUUGUGCAUGGACUCGGUCAUCGUUGAGGCUUUCCUAGCCAGUCUUUCCAACCGUCUAUACAUCUCGCAGGAAAAUGACAAGGAUGCCCACCUCAUCCCGGAUCACACUAUCCGAGCAUUAGGACACAUCGCCGUGGCCCUGAGGGACACUCCUCGUGUGAUGGAGCCCAUUCUUCAGAUCCUGCAGCAGAAGUUCUGCCAGCCGCCGUCCCAGCUCGACGUCCUCAUCAUAGAUCAGCUGGGCUGUAUGGUCAUCACAGGAAACCAAUACAUUUAUCAGGAAGUCUGGAACUUGUUCCAGCAGAUUAGUGUGAAGGCCAGCUCGAUGGUUUACUCCACCAAAGACUACAAGGAUCAUGGAUACAGACACUGUUCUCUGGCCGUGAUCAAUGCUCUGGCCAACAUCGCAGCAAACCUGCAGACGGAGCAGAUGGUGGAUGAGCUGCUGGUGAAUCUGCUGGAGCUGUUUGUGCAGCUGGGGCUGGAGGGGAAGAGAGCCAGCGAAAGAUCCAGUGAGAAGGGCCCGGCCCUCAAGGCGUCCAGCAGCGCUGGGAAUUUAGGAGUUCUGAUUCCUGUCAUUGCUGUGCUGACCAAACGUUUGCCGCCCAUAAAAGAGGCCAAACCGAGACUGCAGAAGCUGUUCAGAGAUUUCUGGCUGUAUUCGGUUGUGAUGGGCUUCGCUGUCGAGGGCUCAGGUUUGUGGCCGGAGGAGUGGUACGAGGGAGUGUGUGAGAUCGCAACCAAAUCCCCGCUGCUGAUGUUCCCGAGCGGAGAACCGCUGCGCUCAGAGCUGCAGUAUAACUCUGCGCUGAAGAACGACACGGCCACUUCAGCCGAGCUGAAUGAUUUGAGAAGCACCAUCAUUAACCUGCUGGAUCCUCCGCCGGAGGUGACUGCGCUCAUCAAUAAACUGGACUUCGCCAUGUCCACCUACCUGCUGUCCGUCUACCGUCUGGAGCACAUGAGGGUGUUACGCUCUCUGGAUGCCGAUCGCUUUCAAGUGAUGUUUCGAUAUUUUGAGGACCGAGCGAUCCAGAAGGAUAAAUCAGGAAUGAUGCAGUGUGUCAUUGCGGUGGGUGACAAGGUCUUCGAUGUAUUUCUUCAGAUGAUGGCUGACAAGGAAAAGACUAAAGCUCAUGAGGAGGAGUUAGAAAACCAUGCUCAGUUCCUGUUGGUCAACUUCAACCACAUUCACAAGAGAAUCCGCAGAGUGGCGGACAAAUAUCUGUCAGGACUCGCUGAGACUUUUCCGCACUUGUUGUGGAGCGGUCGUGUCCUGAGGACCAUGCUGGAUCUAUUACAGACCCUGUCUCUUUCACUCAGCGCUGACAUCCACAAAGACCAGCCGUAUUAUGACAUACCGGACACCCCGUAUCGCAUCACAGUGCCAGAUACAUACGAGGCCAGAGAGAGCAUAGUGAAAGACUUCGCUGCUCGCUGUGGAGAAAUCUUAAAAGAGGCCAUGAAAUGGGCACCAUCGGUCACCAAAUCUCACCUACAGGAGUACCUGAAUAAGCACCAGAACUGGGUUUCGGGUCUGUCUCAGCACACGGGUCUGGCGAUGGCCACCGAGAGCAUCCUGCACUGCGCUGGAUAUAACCGUCACAGCACCAGUCUGGGGAGCACUCAGCUCACAGAAAGACCAGCAUGUGUGAAGAAAGACUACUCCAACUUCAUGGCCUCCCUCAACCUGAGAAACCGCUAUGCUGGAGAGGUUGCAGGGAUGAUCCAUUUCUCUGAGGCCAUGCGGAGCACGAUGGAUCUGAACAAGCUGAUGAUUCGUCAGAUGAAUGAAGCUCUGGACGGAGGUCAGCCGGAAGCCUUCACUGAAGCCAUGUUCAAAAUGACUGCGCUGCUCAUCAGCUCCAAAGAAUGGGAUCCUCAGCUGCUGCAUCGCCUCUGCUGGUCUCCAUUAAAGAUGUUCACCGACAAUGGCAUGGAAACUGCUAUUGCCUGCUGGGAAUGGCUCCUGGCUGCGAGGACAGGCGUUGAAGUCCCUUUCAUGCGGGAGAUGGCAGGAGCGUGGCAGAUGACCGUCGAGCUGAAGAUGGGGCUGUUCUCUGACGCCCAGCUGGAGGCGGAUCCUCUGGCGGCCUCCGAGGAAAGCCAACCCGUCCCCUGUCCGCCCGACGUCACGCCCCACUACACCUGGAUCGAGUUUCUGGUCCAGCGUUUUGAGAUCGCCAAGUACAGCAGUGUGGAUCAGGUGGAGAUUUUCAGCAGUCUUCUGCAGAGGUCUCUGUCUCUCAGUGUUGGCGGUCCUAAAAGCAGCCUGAACCGCCACGUGGCAGCCAUUGGACCACGCUUCAGGUUGUUGACGCUUGGACUUGCCCUCCUGCAUUCUGACGUAGUGACCAACACCACCAUCCGUAAUGUCCUACGUGAAAAGAUUUACUCCACCGCCUUCGAUUAUUUCAGCGUGGCACCAAAGUUCCCCACUCAGGGAGACAAGCAUCUGCGCGAGGACAUCAGCAUCAUGACCCGCUUCUACGCCAGCAUCCUCUCCGAUAAGAAGUACCUAGCUGCUAGUCAGCUCGUGCCACCUGGUGAGCUUGGCGCCAAUCCCUCUCAAAGCUCCCUAUCUGUCGGGAUUUUCGGAUCACUUAUCGUUUCCAGCACUUCUCCGAUAUCGUUAUUAAACAACCAGGAUCCGUCCAUGAACAGUUUGUCGGUGAUGAACGCCACCGACCCGAGGAACAACAUGGACAUGACCAUGGGUUCCCGUCAGCAGAGCGCUCAGGGCUGGAUCAACACCUACCCCCUGUCCAGCGGGAUGUCCACCAUCUCCAAGAAAUCAGGCAUGUCCAAAAAGAGCAACCGAGGCACCCAGCUGCACAAGUACUACAUGAAGCGCAGGACGUUACUCUUGGCCUUACUGGCCAGUGAGAUCGAGCGACUGACCACUUGGUACAACCCACUAUCAACACAGGAGCUGGUCAUCGCCACAGAGCAGUCGGUGGAGACCAGCAUCUCCAACUGGAGAUCCAAAUACAUCAACCUGAGUGAGAAACAGUGGAAGGACAACGUCAACUUGGCCUGGAGUAUCGCUCCGUAUCUGGCCAUGCAGCUUCCAGCAAGGUUCAAAAAUGCAGAUGCCAUUGUUGCUGAAGUGACGCGUCUGGUUCGUCUGGAUCCUGGUGCUGUCAGCGAUGUGCCGGAGGCAGUGAAGUUCCUGGUGACGUGGCACACCAUUGAUGCUGAUUGUCCAGAGCUGAGCCACAUCCUGUGCUGGGCUCCUGCAGAUCCUCCCACCGGCCUCUCGUACUUCUCCAGCAUGUACCCUCCUCAUCCGCUCACCGCUCAGUAUGGAGUCAAAGUCCUGCGCUCCUUCCCUCCUGAUGCCAUUUUGUUUUACAUUCCUCAAAUCGUUCAAGCGCUGCGCUAUGACAAGAUGGGUUACGUGCGUGAGUACAUCCUGUGGGCCGCACAGAAGUCCCAGCUCCUCGCUCAUCAGUUCAUAUGGAACAUGAAGACCAACAUCUUUCUGGACGAGGAGGGCCAUCAGAAAGAUCCGGACAUCGGUGAUCUUCUGGAGCAGAUGGUGGAGGAGAUCACACACUCUCUGUCAGGCCCCGCUAAACACUUCUACCAGCGCGAGUUUGACUUCUUCAACAAGAUCACCAACGUCUCCGCCAUUAUCAAGCCUGUUCCUAAAGGAGACGAGAGGAAGAGAGCGUGUCUGAAGGCGCUGUCCGAAAUCAAAGUUCAGCCAGGAUGCUAUUUGCCAAGCAAUCCGGAAGCGAUCGUCCUGGAUAUCGACUACAAGUCAGGGACACCCAUGCAGAGCGCUGCCAAAGCACCUUACCUGGCCAAAUUCAGAGUGAAGAGGUGUGGAGUUAGUGAGCUUGAGAAAGAGGGUCUGCGCUGUCCGUCAGACUCUCAGGAUGAAGGUGAGGAGGAAUCAGAGACGGCUCGAAAGGUCUGCUGGCAGGCGGCCAUCUUUAAAGUGGGCGAUGAUUGCAGACAGGACAUGCUCGCGCUCCAGAUCAUCGGUCUCUUCAGGAACAUCUUCCAGCUGGUGGGUCUGGAUCUGUUCGUGUUCCCGUACCGUGUGGUGGCCACCGCUCCUGGAUGUGGCGUGAUCGAAUGUAUUCCGGACUGUAAGUCCCGCGAUCAGCUCGGACGGCAGACUGACAUUGGCAUGUACGAAUACUUCAGGAACCAGUACGGGGACGAGUCCACGCUGGCCUUCCAGAAGGCUCGUUAUAACUUCAUCCGCAGUAUGGCUGCAUACAGUCUCCUGCUCUUCCUGUUACAAAUCAAAGACCGACACAAUGGGAACAUCAUGCUGGACAGCAAAGGCCAUCUCAUCCACAUCGACUUCGGCUUCAUGUUCGAGAGCUCUCCGGGGGGGAAUCUGGGCUGGGAGCCCGACAUCAAGCUGACCGAUGAGAUGGUGAUGAUCAUGGGCGGCAAGAUGGAGGCCACUCCCUUUAAAUGGUUCAUGGAGAUGUGUGUGCGAGGAUACCUGGCCGUAAGGCCGUACAUGGAUGCUGUGGUAUCACUGGUGACUCUGAUGCUGGACACAGGGCUGCCGUGCUUCAGAGGACAGACCAUCAAACUCCUCAAACAAAGGUUCAACCCCAACAUGAGUGAGAAGGAAGCCGCGGCCUUCAUGAUUAAAGUCAUCGAGCGCUGCUUCCUCAGCAGCAGGAGCAAAACCUACGACAUGCUGCAGUUCUACCAGAACCAGAUCCCGUACUGAGACAGGGCCGACGUAUCGAGAGCAGUACUCAUUAUCAGUCUAUUACAAUCCUUAAUGAUGAGCACUUUAAAGAUCAGAACAAACCGCCCGCUCUGAUUGGCCCUGAUGGCGGCGUCCAGGCGUGUCACUUCCUGUCCGGCUGCCUCAGGGCCUCUCUAGUCAUCCGCUGUAGCCCGAAAGCUGCAUGUUUGUCAUCUGAUCUCCCUUUAAGGCAUCUGCUGUGAUGGUUCGUGUGUGAAUAUUGACAUUCCAUGCGUAGAAAUACAUCCUUUAACUCUACUUGAAUCUCUGGGUUUAGUCGCUUCACCCAGGAAGCCAUUUCUAAGACACUGGCACAGAUCGCACUGUAGAUUACGUGCCGUCAGCAAAUAACCUGUUAUGCAAUACAUCAGUGUUUGUACGUCGUCUGUUCGUCGUGUUCGGCACUGAAGGGGUGAAUCUCACGAAAGGUUUUUUUUUUUACUGCUUAAAUGUCACUUAAUAUUUAUACAUUAUGGUGGUAUUUUUUGUACUGCCUUUAUUUAGUUGAUUUAAAUAAAGAAAAAUUACUGCAUUUUGUUUACUACAAUACAAAAAGAAAAUCACUGUAUAGCAAAGAAAAAUAAUCUGAAUGCAUUACAGUAAAACAGCUUGCUUGGCUAGAAUAAUGUUAAUAAUACAAAUAAAAAAUAAUGCAAAAUGCAGCAUUACUUAAAAUAGGUGAUUUUUUUUUUUUUCGUGCAUAGUAAAUUUUUCACCAAUUUCCCAUUAAUGCAAUGCAAAAUUUCACCAAUUAACAAUGUAUACAUCAUGGUGGGAUUUGUUGUACUGCCUUGAAUUUGUGUUUAUUUGAAUGAAGAAAAUUUCCAACAUUUUUACUUUAAUUCAACAAAAAAUAGGUAAGUAAUGUGAAAAAAUAGUACAAUGUCUGAAUCUAUUACAGUACUGAGAAUUGUGAGGGAAAAAUGGUUGUUUGGAAAUCAUAUAAAUUAAAAAGAUUAUGCAAAAUAUAUGAAUGCUUCUCUAAAUAUUAACUUUUUUUGCACUGUGACCUUGUGCAUAGCACACUUUUUAAAUGCAACUUCAUUAAUGUAAUGCAAAAAUAUAAAUUUUAUACAUUUAUUCAUGGUGGUACUGGUACAUGGUUUUUUACUAUUAUAUAACCAAAAAUGAGAAUUGUGGGAAAAUGCAUGCUUGGCAAUAAUGCAAAUAACAAUGCAAAAUAUCUCGGUGCUUAUGAAAAUAUUCUCCCCCUUGUGCACACUGUCCAUUUUAAACAAUUUCUCAUUAAUGCAAUGCAUGAAUAAAGUCAUGAAUAUUAUUACGUCACUAAUAUUUAUGUCGUACUGCCUUUGUGUUGAAUAAAGUAAAAUAUAGCUUUUUACUAUAAUACAAAACAAUGACUGUAUUAAAGAGUGAUGAUAAUUACAAAAGAUGAGUGUACAAUCUGAAUGCAUUACGAUCAUGACGAUUGUGCAAAUAAUAAUACAAAAUAUCUGAAUGCUCCUGAAAAUAGGCUUUAUGUUCUUUAUUCGUUUUUGUGAGAUUCACUCCGAUGUCGCUUGAGAGGUCUUCAACCCAAAAGAAAAUGCAGUUUACUGACUUGAAUCACUGAAUAUCUGGUGUCAUUUUGCACGUGUUUUUAAAACAUUGAAGAUGUAAUUUCAUGUUGCACAAAAAUAAGGAACUGCGAGUAAUAACUUCAUUAGAAGAUUUGCUGUCGAGUUGCUCAACACGAUCAGUGAAUAGAUUUCAAAUCAUCUCUACACAUUAGAGACAAAAGCUUUAGUCUUAUGAAUCAUUUUCCUUGAAUGUUACUCAAAGAUAAGAGAUUAUUAUAGCAACAAUAGAUUCUAGAAGCUAUAGUUCAUUUGUGUGUGUGUAUAUACUUUAUGUGCAUCAGAUAUUUGUGGCAUCUGUUUAAUUGGUGUUUUAAUUGAUUUGCAUCAUCACUGACAAGCAAGUGUCUUGUGUUCUGUGUGUGAAACCAUUGACAUGUUUGUUGUCGCAUUUGCACUUUUAACAUUUGAUUGCUGUCAGUGAAAUCAAUCCAAUGUAUCUGUGAACAGAAAUGGACCAGAAAGCAUCUAUUAAAAUGGAAACACUUGGCAAACUGUGCUGCUUCUGGUCUUUGAGCGGUCCGUCAGUCAUUUCAUUAUUCAUGGCAGAACCCGAUCCUGUGUGUGUUUUGCCUAGAGGACGCUUUAGAUGCUCUAUUAAUAUUGAAUUGCUUGAUGUAGCCGGCGGUCACGGAUCAGAUCUGCUCAGCUAAUGCUGGAGCGGGAAGCUUCAGAAAGUGUUGAAAAAACAGAUCUCAAAUCUAAAAAUGAGCCUCGUUUAAACACUGUCAAAUAAAGCAGCACUGCACAGGAGUCUGUGUGUUAGGUUUACAAGUAAAGCUUGUUCUGAUGCAUUAUGCAAAGCAGAUUCGUAAUAUGAUAAACUUCUUCCAGCAGGAGUAUUUGUUCUUUAUUCUAUGUAAUAAUUUCCUGGAGAGCAGUACAGUAGUUUACAGUUA
Carassius auratus (goldfish) is the source of this 8979-nucleotide messenger RNA. Its product is annotated as phosphatidylinositol 4-kinase alpha-like. The record is from RefSeq and is a predicted model, not a curated record. The transcript has 55 exons. Gene Ontology annotation, cellular component: cytoplasm; plasma membrane. NCBI's taxonomy places the organism in Eukaryota, Metazoa, Chordata, Actinopteri, Cypriniformes, Cyprinidae. Gene Ontology annotation, molecular function: 1-phosphatidylinositol 4-kinase activity. Gene Ontology annotation, biological process: phosphatidylinositol-mediated signaling; phosphatidylinositol phosphate biosynthetic process. Bases 93 to 6482 code for a protein of 2129 amino acids.